This is a messenger RNA of Sturnus vulgaris (Common starling), 8874 nucleotides long. The record is from RefSeq and is a predicted model, not a curated record. Lineage: Eukaryota; Metazoa; Chordata; Aves; Passeriformes; Sturnidae.
UGGAAGGUGUGUUCCUGGAAGUGGAGGUAGAAUUAACUGGUCUUUAAGCCCCUUUCCAAGCCAAACCGUUCCAUAAUUCUGUGGAAGUUAUGCUGACUUCGUAUUCACCAGAGGUGACUGCAAAGCCAUGGUAUUGUCUAUUUUGCCAGCAGACUAAGUAACUCUGCAGUGAAGGAAAGGUGCAGGAGAUGUCUGGUGGUCUCUGAGUUAGAAGACAGCUAGCCAUAAUUUUGAAUGGUGGAUGCUAAUUAUAAAAGUGAGGGGUUAAUGAUUGACUUUUGAGGGAUGAGUACUCCCAUGAUAAUUCAAAAAACAAUGUAGGUGAGAAUGAAAGUUUUGGCUUCAAGCCUGUAACUUUGUCCACCAGCUGUACUGCACAGUGUUUAGGAUGUACAUGCAUUCACUAUGAUCACAAAAAGGGCUGGUAUUCAUAGAAAAAAGCACUGCCUCUUGCCAUUCUCUGUGAAUUUCUUUAACAGAUGACCAGUGAAAAGCUAGUGUAAUAUGUGCUCUGACGACAUCAGGUGGGAAGAUAACAUCUUUUAACUUUAUUUGCUGUGACUGGAGAAAAAUGAGAGAGUGAGCUAGUAGCAUGAAACGCCUUCAUAUUUAAUUUAAAAGCCUGCAAAUUUUAGGCAGAGCUGAAAAGUAGGAUCCAGUGAGGUGGCUGGUGUUCUGGAGUAGAACUUCAGCAGAGUGUCAAACCCAGGGCUGGUCAGCAUGACAGCGGAUGCUAAGAUGCUUUUAUUGGAUUGGCGGUGUGGGUGUGUGUCUCUUUCUUUUGCUGUUUCAUUACAAGGGGAGACAUCUGAAGCCAUCUGACUGGUGGAGAUGGGAAGAGAAAUGUUUGCCUUUUUUUUUUCUCCCUCAGAACUUACUACAGUGUUUGCUGCUUCUCGUAACUGUUCAAAGCAGUAGCGAUCUGGAGUGGAUAAGGGUAGUUGUCUAUUUAGUGUUGUAUGGUAGCUUGUGGGUAGCAGCCAGAGAUUUGUUAUUUUGUGUUGCUGUCAUUUGAGAAUUAUCAAGUAUGCGCAGACUGUAUGUAGACUUCAGAUGAAAGCAUUGUCUCAUUUUAUAUUUGACAGAUUUUAUUUACAAUCCUGGGAACAUUUUUUUUUUUUAACCCAAAAGUUAGAGUUUAUAAAUAUGGCAGACAUAACCCCUUCUUGCAGCCACUGAGAAAAGGCUGUUUAAUUAAUAUUUUCAAGCAACACAUUUUUACCAUUAAAUACUGAUUUUAUUCUGUAAACCAGAUUUUAAUUGUGUGCAGUUUGACAAUUGCCUUGAGUUCCCUGUUCUCUGGGGGAGAGGUUUAUGGUAUGAUCUCUUUCUGCAGUUUUUUUGUUAUCAUCAUGCUGAUCUAGAUCGUGUGUUUCCUGCUUGAAACAUGAAUAAGCUUGUUUUGAGAGGAUUUUUUUUAAACCUGAACUGGCAACCUAAAUCAAAUUAUUCUGUACUUCUUAUUAGUGAAAAUAGUUGCUUCCUCCAGGUAAGUAAGAACUCAUUUCAUGAGUUCUUUGGUUUUCUAUUCUCAAACUUAUAAGCAUGAUGAAAAUGUAUUUUUAUAACGUUUCAAAAGUAAUCGAAUCUGACUGUGGAAAAGAAAAAGUUAGGGUGGACAGACCUCAGUUGAAUUCAACUCUUGUGGGUAUAAUCUAUAGCUGUGUCUUUGUGCAUGUGUACACCCAUGUGUUAAGGGUCUAGGCUUUCUCAAGGUGAAGCAGAAGUAAUGAAGCCUUUUGGUGACAGUAUAAAGCUGUGGUAAGAGCUGGAGAGGUAAAAGCUCAGAGACAAGAGCAGGAGAGAGCCCACUUGUCAGAAACACUUGACUAUGCCAAUAAUGUGUUUCUUUUCUGUUGGAUAAUGUGUUUCAGUAAAGCAAGGACGUAUGACAAUUGUUCUGGAUAAGCAAGGCAUCAGUACAAAGUCUAGCCAAAGGAGGUUUUUAUGUUCUAUGAAUAUCAUGUUGCAUAAAGUUUCUUGCUGAAAAAUACAACUUAGAAAUGUUUGAAGAACAAAGUUUGUCAAGUUUACAUGCAUAUUUCUGUUGUACUUCGAUUUUUUGUGUGAUAUAGGAGCAUGAGCUGAAUGGCAGUAAAGUCAAGGUGUAAGAAGUACACAUAUACAGCAUUGUUGGAAUUCAUAUUCAAGUAUUGCACUGGUUGAGUUGUCUGAUAAGAUGUGUUUUGAAUAGGUAUAACAGACAUGACAAAAUAGAUAUGCUGUAGAUUUUGAAGGAUCCUGUAACAAAUAGGAGAGAUGACAUUUGGUUGAUAGUACAAUUUGGUUGCCAGGGAAAGAUUUUCUAUGAGAAAUAUAGGUUGACCCAGUUUUUACCAAGAAAACAAAUCUUGGAGGGACCAAAAAAAAUGUUUUCUAAGUUCUUGUGGGUCAGAAUUUAAUUAAUGGGUUGAGAAACUGAAAAGCAAUGACUCAGAAGAAAGCAUGGAUGUUAAGGGCUUGCAAUGAAUGCAGAAUUGUUUGGUGAGCAGCCUUAUUAUCUCUGGCUUACAUGGGCUGUACAGCCUCAGAUGAAAAGUCUUGCAUUCCCGUUUUUUGAAACUGAAAGUUGAGAGCUUAAGGUUUCAUUUUUGAUUUCCUUAAUAGAUUUGGCACUUCUUUUUUCCUGAAAAUGAGAGUACUUUUCAUUUUAGGAUUGUAAAGCUAUCUUUAAAUUUUGGUUUUGAACAUCCUGUCCAUAAUAUUUUUUCCCCACACCACAAACAGAGUAAAUAAUAAAAACAUUAAAAUUGUAAAGUAUUUAUAAAUGGAUAUGUGGCCUUUUUAUUCCUGGCUAAUGUUUAGGAGAGGAAAGGGAAUGGUUUUAAAUACCCUUGUCUGUCAUGUUUGUGGAAAGAAUUAAUUCAUUUUUUUCCUUUUGCAGUUCAUGAAAACCACCCAUUAUUUGAGGAGUAGAAGCAAUGUCUUGGAGAACUGUAUUUUCAAAAAGGCAAAACAAAGUACAUGAAAUUAUGUAUUUCACUGAGAGUGGAUGUAGGUAAACAGUGACCAGAUAACAGGGCUAUUUUAAAGAAAGGGGCUUGUGUGUAUCUGAGAAUACAAAAUCAAGGCUUGUCUUCUGAUUAUUUGUUUCUAGGUUUGUUUUUUUUUUUUUUUGUCCUGUCUGUCAGUGCAGAGACAGUUUCUUUUAAAAACAAUUAAAUAGAAAUCUGACUUUAAAAAGAUUUAGCUAGCAUAUGUGUGUCUUGGCAACAAAGAGAGUUUGAUUUUUAGGGGUGAUGAAAAUCUCUGACCAAAAUGCUUGGUUAUUUAUAAAAAUGAGUUCUAGAAAACAUUUAAUUUCUCAACAGCCAUUAUGAAAUAGUGGUGUUCCUGAUGCCUAUCAAUCUCUGCUCUUUGCUAAGGUUUGGUACAGCAUUUGAUGUGCACAGCUCACCGUUCCUUGGAUCUCUUCCAUCGAUCUUCCCCAUUUGGAGCUCCCUGAACAUCUUGAGUUUCUCUGAGGUUCCUGAUGUCAUCAGCAGCAUAAGACAAGUCUCUAAAGCAGCACUGAAAGAAGAUGCCAAACCAAGUAAGGAUAGUGAAGAUGCCUUCUAUGACUCCCAAAAAUUUGAGGUCUUGUACUGUGGAAAGGUGACAGUGGCUCACAAGAAAGCUCCCUCCACACUCAUUGAUGACUGCAUAGAGCAAUUCAGCCUUCAUGAGCGCCAGCGCCUGAAACUGUUAAACGAGCAGCGGAAUAACGAGUCGAGUUUGGACUUGCCCCUGUGUGAAGAAAACGUGCCAGCUUCUCCUCUGGACAGCCCUUUUGAGGAGCUGGACAGCCCAAACAGCCCUUCAGGGCGUGCUGCAAUGUUUACAAUUGGCAGCCAGACCAACUUGACCAACCUGGCCAGCACUCGUGGCUUCUUUCCAGAGAGGAUUUUGGAGGACUCCGGCUUUGACGAGCAGCAGGAGUUCCGCUCCCGGUGCAGCAGUGUCACUGCAGUGAUGCAGAGAAAGGUUCAUGACACAAACCUGAAAAUACAGUCCCGCAGAAGACAUGCAAGUGCUCCCAGUCACGUUCAGCCCUCUGAUUCUGAGAAGAACAGGACAAUGUUGUUCCAGGUUGGAAGGUUUGAAGUUAACCUCAUCAGUCCAGAUACCAAAUCUGUUGUGUUUGAAAAGAAUUUUAAAGAUAUCUCCUCAUGUUCUCAGGGUAUAAAACAUGUCGAUCACUUUGGUUUUAUUUGCCGGGAGUCUGUGGAACCUGGGUUAAGCCAAUAUGUUUGCUAUGUGUUCCAGUGUGCAAGUGAGUCUCUGGUUGAUGAGGUAAUGCUGACCCUGAAGCAAGCCUUCAGCACUGCUGCAGCUCUGCAAAGUGCCAAGACGCAGAUUAAACUGUGUGAGGCCUGCCCUAUGCAUUCAUUGCACAAACUUUGUGAAAGAAUUGAAGGACUCUAUCCACCAAGAGCCAAACUUGUAAUUCAGAGACAUCUGUCAUCGCUAACUGACAAUGAGCAAGCAGACAUUUUUGAACGUGUUCAGAAAAUGAAGCCUGACAAUGACCAGGAAGAAAAUGAGCUUGUGAUCUUACAUCUCCGUCAGCUCUGUGAGACUAAGCAGAAAACGCACAUCCACAUUGGUGAAGCACCGUCGGUCAUUUCUAACAGUGCAAUUCCAGAAAGCACCACCAGUGGUGGCCGGUUUAAACUUGACAUUCUGAAAAACAAGGCAAAGAAAUCCUUGACUAGCUCUCUGGAAAAUAUCUUCUCAAGGGGAGCCAACAGAAUGCGAGGCCGCCUGGGAAGCGUGGACAGCUUUGAGCGCUGCAGCAGCCUGGUUUCUGACAGAGACACUUCUCCGGGCGAUUCCCCGCCAGCUACUCCUCCGGCGUCCCCCGUGUCCUCGGCCUGGCAGACGUUUCCCGAGGAAGGCUCGGACUCCCCUCAGUUCAGGAGGCGUGCUCACACCUUCAGCCACCCGCCCUCCAGUGCCAGGCGCAGGAUCACCUUCCAGAACGGCAGGUCCCAGAGCGCCCGCUCCCCGCUGCUGCGGCAGAACUGCGUGGAGGCGACCAGUCCUGUGGUCGGGGUUCGGCGCGCUCUCAGUGAGAGUGAAUCUGCUUCACCUGGUCUCCCCUCCUCUCUCUCUGCCCCUUCUUUCCUGAAAACCUUUUACCAGGGCUCAGGAAGGUUGCUCCAGCAUUCAGAAAGUGACCUUUCCAAGAGUGAUGGGGAGGGAAAGAAAAGAACAUCAGCCUGCAGCAGUGAAUCUCUAAAUGCUGCGGGGGCCACGCUCACACCUCGCCGCAUCUCCUGGCGGCGGAGAAUAUUCCUGCAGGUAGCUUCACCUAUGAAUAAAUCUCCUUCCAAGAUGCAGCAUCCAGAUGGUCAUGAUGGAAGUGAAUUGUUACCCUUAUCCCUUCUUGCUCCACCCCUGGAGGAGGAUCCUCUUGUUCUAGUACUGCAAAAUGAGGAUGGUCCAGAUAAAACUGGGGAGAGGAGAAACUCAGAAGAACUACAAAGUCUGUGGAAAAAAGCCAUCCAUCAACAAAUUCUGUUACUUCGAAUGGAAAAAGAAAACCAGAAGCUGGAAGCAAGCAGAGAUGAGCUCCAAUCAAGAAAAGUAAAACUGGAUUAUGAUGAAGUUGGUACAUGUCAGAAAGAUGCCAUAAAUAUUUGGGAUAAGAAGUUACUAAACUGCAGAGCCAAAAUCCGAUGUGACAUGGAAGACAUUCAUUCCACUUUAAAAGAAGGUGUACCAAAAAGUCGUCGGGGAGAAAUUUGGCAGUUUUUGGCUGUGCAGCACCGAGUCAGGCACAGGCUGCCAAACAAGCAGCAGCCUCCUGACAUCUCUUACAAAGAACUUCUGAAACAGCUGACAGCUCAACAGCAUGCCAUCCUCGUAGAUCUAGGACGGACAUUCCCUACACAUCCUUACUUUUCCACUCACCUGGGAGCAGGACAGCUGUCACUGUUUAAUCUCUUGAAAGCAUACUCUUUGCUGGACAAAGAAGUGGGUUAUUGUCAAGGUAUAAGUUUUGUAGCUGGAGUGCUGCUUCUACAUAUGAGUGAAGAACAGGCCUUUGAAAUGCUGAAAUUCCUCAUGUACGACCUUGGCUUCCGUAAACAGUACAGGCCAGACAUGAUGUCGCUACAGAUUCAGAUGUAUCAGCUCUCAAGGCUUCUACAUGAUUACCACAGAGACCUGUAUAAUCAUCUUGAAGAGAAUGAAAUCAGUCCCAGUCUUUAUGCUGCACCAUGGUUUCUUACACUGUUUGCAUCUCAGUUUUCACUAGGAUUUGUAGCCAGAGUGUUUGACAUUAUUUUUCUUCAAGGAACAGAAGUCAUAUUUAAAGUAGCACUGAGCCUACUUAGCAGUCAAGAGACAUCUAUAAUGGGAUGUGAGAGUUUUGAGAACAUUGUUGAUUUUCUUAAAACCACUAUUCCAGAUAUGACAAAACCUCAAAUGGAAAAAAUUAUUACUCAGGUGUUUGAGAUGGAUAUCUCAAAACAGCUCCAUGCCUAUGAAGUAGAGUACCAUGUUCUUCAGGAUGAACUACAGGAAAAUGUGAGUCCCUGUGAUGAAGGUGAACCUCUGGAGAAGCUGGAGAGGGCAAACAACCAGCUGAAGAGGCAAAACAUGGAUUUGUUGGAGAAGCUACAGGUUGCUCACGCUAAAAUUCAAAGUCUGGAAGCCAACCUGGAAAGUGUUUUGACACGAGAGAACAAAAUGAAGACUGUAAUUCAGUCUCUGGAACAGGAGAAGAUAACAUAUCAAAAGACUCUUGAGCAGAUUGUGAAGUAUUUGCCAGCAGAAGUGUUGUCUGACUGUGAACUGCUCCUGAAGGAAGUAAACUACAACCCAAAUAAUAAAAUAUGGAGUAAGCCAUAAACCAGGGUUUUCUAGGCAGCAUUUCUUCAAAAACAAAAAGGGAAUGAAAAAAUGAGUAUGCUGCUUUCAAUAGCUACUUAGCAAUAGGCAAUGGUAUUACCCAAAAAUAGUGCUGGGACACUCAUAGCUACAGAUGGGCCUUCAAGUGUCAGUAUGCAAAUUCAGGCUAUUAAUUUUUUUAUGAUUAUGUAAAUAAAUCACAAGGGGGAAGUAAAGGAUUCUCACAUGUAAUUAUGAUGAGUAGAUGUAUAUUUAGAGUUGACCUAAAGGAAAGGAGAAAUUGGAGUAGAGAAAGAGAAUGGUGAUCUGCAAAUUCACUCUGGAUGUGUGCUUGUCUUGUAGUGAAAUGAGGAUAGUGUGUCUUUAUAUAUAUGUAUAUUGAAUAUGUUGAAUAAUACUUGAAGAAAAAAAAAAGGAGAAUGUAAUUUUCCCUCCAAAGAGCAGCAUGUUUCACGUCUUCUGUGGAAAAUCUGUGUGAACUCAUGCGUGCCUCUCUUUUAAUUCUACUGACAUUGUGAGCACAGACCGAUAAGGAGACAAAGUAUCAUGACAUGGUUUGCACAGAAGGAGCUGUAGUGCCAUCCACUGUCUGGGCUGUACCAGUCAGCAGUGUAAUUCCACAUGCAUGUUGGAACUGGAAACAAAAAAAGCAUCACAUCAUAGCUGUGCCUCCAUAACCCAGAGCUGAGGAAUCGGUGUCUGCACGCACUCACAGAGCUGGCAAAGGCAAGAGCUAGCAGUGACCGCCCCUUCCUUCCUGGCCUCUUUGCUUCCACCUGUCCUGGGGUUGGUCGUGAUGAGGAGAGGAAGGAAGCACAACAGCGGGAUGGGAUUUAUCCUGAUAAUUAAUUUUCCACUGGAGACUUGCCUGUUGUAAGAGUUACAUGUGUCAUGGGUUCUCAUUAAACCAAAGAAAUGCUGCAAGAAGUCUUGUCUAAUUGUAUUGGGAUGCAGAAACCUGUUUUAAAUUUCAUUUGAGAAGAAAAUUGAGGUAGGUUGCAGGAAGUUAAGUGUGAGUGCACAGGAGAGGACCAAGCAAGUCUCAGAUAUUAUGUACCUUUCAGUUUUCACAUAUACAGUGGCUAUACAUUUCAAAGGGGAUCCUGAAGUACAGGCACAAUUUUAAUAACACUUUCCAGGCUAUUCCUGUUUUAAUACUGCUUUGUGGUCUUCUUUUUAAAACAAAAGUCAUGAAUUUUUGUGUUCUGAACAGAAGGUGGGAUAAACUCUGAUCAUUUCAAGUGAGAAAUUAUGUUUUUAGAGGUAUAAAAAGUUGUAUAUAGAUUUGAAUAUGUUUUUUAGUGGAAUUUUUGAGAAGGCUUAGACGAAUGUGUAAUAGAUGAGUAUCUUGAAGUGCAUGUCUGAACCCUUAAUUGCGUUUUACAGUGGCUCAUGUUAUCUCUUUCCAUUUUUACUGUAUUUCAGGAAAGACUCUUUCUAGUAAGAAAACCAAUUAAGCGAAGUGCCAAAUACAGCAGUGUUUUUUCGCAUAAGAUUGUCCAAUUUAGAAAGCAAGGACUGAAUAUCACUGCAUUCUAAGUAUUAUUCUUUAUGCUACCAUAAAAGUGAUGAACAACAACGUUUAUUUGCUUCACACUGCUGUGGAAUUCAUGGGGCUUUGGCUCUCCUGGGUUUUUUGUUGUUGUUUUUUUACUUCCAUGAUGUUUUAGUUGAUUAAAGAUACUGAUUUACUUAACAGUCUCUCUUUUUAUAUUUGGGGUGAAAGGUCUUAGCACGGUGUAUAAAUUAUGUGAAAUCUGUCUAGAUAUUUCAAGAAUGUUGUAUUGUACUAGAUGGGGAAAUGCCAAAUGAAAAAGCAGUUCUUUGCAGUUUUGUUCAGAGUGAGUUUUAGCUGAUGUGUACAUAAAAAACUAAUCCCAGGAACUGCAGCAGCAUAUAUUACAAAGAACCAAGAUUAUUCAGAUACAUCUUUUUUUUAAAGAUGCACUGAAUGAGCUUUAUCCUCCGUUUCACUUUAAAAUUUUUCAUGUAAUGCCUAGAGAAAUUCCAAUAAAUGUCAUUGCUGCAUUUCCCAUA